This is a messenger RNA of Archocentrus centrarchus (flier cichlid), 2310 nucleotides long. RefSeq names its product DEAD (Asp-Glu-Ala-Asp) box polypeptide 43 (gene ddx43). The coding region runs from base 250 to 2310 and encodes 686 amino acids. Gene Ontology annotation, molecular function: ATP binding; RNA helicase activity; RNA binding. The transcript has 16 exons. The record is from RefSeq and is a predicted model, not a curated record. NCBI's taxonomy places the organism in Eukaryota, Metazoa, Chordata, Actinopteri, Cichliformes, Cichlidae.
CUAACAAAUUGAGAUUUCUAUCGCAUUUAUCCACAAUAACUUAGAAUUUCACACUUUAUUAGCUGAAAUUUUACAUUUUUCUAUACAAUUUCAUCGAAAUCUGGUCCAAAUUUGUCCAAAUUUACAAAGGCUUAAGGAAAAAUCACUUUGCAGGGAGGAAGUUAAGGCCUCGCCGUCGGUGGAUCCAAAGCUCGACAGUUAAUUGAGGUCAGUGAAGUAGCAGGUAACCGUUUUGCAGCCAAGUUUAAAAUGUCUGAUUGGGAAGACGAGUACGACCAGGACGGCGUUGCUGUUAACAAGCCUGCUCCAAAACUUCAGACUGGUUGGAAAUUGGCAGAUAAUGACCGUCAAAAGAAAAAUGUUGUUUUCGGGGUAAAAAAUGGAACCAAGUUUGGAGCCACAAGAGAGGGGAAAGCUAAUUGUAGCGGCGCGGGGCCCCAGGUCAGAAGUUGGAGAAGUGGAGGUGAUUUUGGAGGCCCGGGACGACAGAGGACUUCUGUCAACGAAAAGCUGGACUCUGCCCCACCUCUGAUUAUCAUGGUGGAAAGUGCGUCAGUUGGAAGAAUAAUAGGUCGGGGAGGUGCCACAGUCCGUCAGCUUCAAGAGCGCUCUGGUGCCAGAAUAAAGAUAAACAAGGGAGGCUAUGAAAAUGAAGUGGUCAUUUUUGGGUCCUCCGCAGCACAGCAGAAGGCCAAAGAGAUGAUCGAAGACCUUGUGGCAGAGGGUCCUCGCAGAGAACAAGCGUAUGAAGGAAGACAUGGAGGAGAAGGGAGUGGUUCUGUCUGGUCUACUGCAGAACUGCAGGCUGCAAAAGUUGUCCAGGCUCGUCCAUCCAUAGACUGGGACACCAUCCGGGAGAACAAGGAAAAGUAUAAGGAGCUCAAGUGGAAGGACCUCCCACCCAUCAAAAAGAAGUUUUACACCGAGGCUCCGAGUGUGGCCAUGCUAACAGAAGAGGAAGUCAGUGAAUGGAGGAAGGAGAAUAACAAUAUCUUGGUGGAUGACUUGAAGGAGGAAGGAGAGAAGCGGCAAAUUCCUAGUCCAUGUCGCACGUUUCUCGAGGCCUUUGAGCUUUAUCCAGAGAUCAUGGAAAAUAUAAAUCGGGUUGGCUUUGCCAAACCAACCCCCAUCCAGUCUCAGGCAUGGCCAGCGUUACUGAGUGGGGAGGACCUGAUAGCCAUUGCUCAGACUGGAACAGGGAAAACACUGGCCUACCUGCUGCCAGGGUUCAUCCACAUGGAUGGGCAGCCUGUACCUAAAGCUGAACGAGGUGGUCCAGGUAUGUUGGUGCUGACUCCUACCAGAGAGCUGGCCCUGCAGAUUGAAGCAGAGUGCAAAAAAUACCGCUAUAAGGGCUACAAAAGCAUCUGUAUCUAUGGUGGAGGUGAUCGGAGAGGCCAGAUCGACCUGGUGAAGGGUGGGGUGGACAUAGUGAUUGCUACACCCGGGCGAUUAAAUGACCUGCAGAUGAAUGAGCUCAUCAAUCUUCGCUCCAUCACCUACUUGGUACUGGACGAGGCAGACCGUAUGUUAGAUAUGGGCUUUGAACCCCAGAUUAUGAAGAUUCUUCUGGAUAUUCGUCCAGACCGACAGACUGUCAUGACCAGUGCAACCUGGCCCACUGGUGUGAGACGACUGGCCAAAUCCUAUCUAAAAAAUCCCAUGAUGGCUUAUGUGGGCACCCUGGACUUGGCUGCUGUUAACACAGUGCAGCAAACGGUGCUGAUUGUUCACGAAGAGGAGAAAAAGUCGUAUGUAUUUGACUUCAUCAGAAACAUGGAGCCAGAGGAUAAAGUCAUCAUCUUUGUUGGCAAGAAGCUUGUAGCUGAUGACCUGUCCAGCGACAUGUGUCUUCAGGGUCUGGCUGUGCAGAGUCUCCAUGGUGACCGUGAACAGCGUGACCGUGAAGAAGCUCUCACAGACUUUAAAGAGAGUCGAGUUCGUAUCCUAGUGGCCACGGACUUGGCAUCUCGAGGGUUAGACGUCCAUGACAUAACGCAUGUCUUCAACUUCGACUUCCCACGCAACAUAGAGGAGUACGUCCAUCGCGUGGGCCGUACCGGCCGAGCAGGACGUUCAGGUGCUGCUGUUACCCUUGUAACAAGAGAAAACUGGAGAAUGGCACCUGAGCUAAUUCCAAUACUGGAGCGAGCAGGACAGGAUGUCCCGUUGGAGCUGGUGCUUAUGGCAGACAGAUACGAAAAGCAUAAGCGGGAGAAGGACAUGUGCAGUCCAAGGGGAGGACAGGGGCGAGGAGGAGGAGGGAGGAGAAGCGGUGGCAGAGACCGCGGCCAAAACUGGGGCUUCUAA